This is a messenger RNA of Rubroshorea leprosula, 1492 nucleotides long. NCBI's taxonomy places the organism in Eukaryota, Viridiplantae, Streptophyta, Magnoliopsida, Malvales, Dipterocarpaceae. The record is from the annotation of a GenBank genome assembly.
CAACGUCUUCCUUGAUCUUGCACUUUCUCAGGAACCCAAAAUUUCCCCGGAAAGUUUUCAGCCUCAGACCAAAAACCACCCUGCAAACUUCCUCUUCAACCUCAGAAAUCUAGGCCCUGCCCCCUCCUAUCCACCCACAUUGUUCGCUCUCUCUCACAUUGCUACCUAACCCACUUUCUCAUCUCUCUCCCCUCUGGGUUUCUCUCUACCUUUGCUUCUUCCUAUUCUUUGUCCCCACCUCGUUUCUCCUCUUUGGUCCUCUUUUUUGCCUCACAUUAUGGUAGCGAGAGAGACCCCAUAGAUUCUGUUGGUUGGAAUCUUGGAUAGUUGGAAUUACAAGUUUUAAAUACUCUUUGGAAAAGAUGGGAGUAUCCUUUUCAUGCCCACUUGGUGAUAUCGAUGAUUUGGAUAGUCAUUUUCAAGCGGUUCUUGUAAAAUCAAUUAGUUUGAGUGAUGAAGAGAUGAGGAAAGCACUCCGGUCAGUCAGUUUCAAUGGCCGUGAUUCAGAACGCACUGUGAUGACAUCCUUUGGAUCUGGAAAGAUGAUGGAUGAAAGAUCUCAAAGCUUUAAUGGGAGGGAAUUGGAGACCAUGUUCUCCUUUAAGACUCCUAGGGCAGAUAUGGAAAAUCCGGUGUUUCUUAGAUCAGUGAGUUUUAAAAAUACAGUUGGCACCAACAUGCAGAGAUCAAAUAGGUCGUCCAAGAGAAACUUCCAUUCAGAAUCAUCAGAGCCUGACAGCAGAAUAUAUGAGGCUGCACUAAGAUUGCAAAAAGUCUACAAGAGUUUCCGUACCAGGAGGCAGCUAGCAGAUUGUGCUGUUGUUGCUGAGCAGAAAUGGUGGAAGCUGUUAGAUUUUGCUGAACUCAAGCGGAGCUCUAUAUCAUUCUUUAACAUUGAGAAACCAGAGACUGCUAUUUCACGUUGGUCUAGAGCAAGAACAAGAGCUGCAAAGGUGGGAAAAGGUUUAUCUAAGGAUGAAAAGGCUCGUAAGCUUGCUCUACAGCAUUGGCUUGAAGCAAUUGAUCCUCGGCAUCGCUAUGGCCACAAUCUUCAAUUUUACUAUGCCAAUUGGCUCCAUUGUGAGAGCAAGCAGCCCUUUUUCUAUUGGCUUGAUAUAGGAGAAGGGAAAGAAAGCAAUCUUGAGAGGUGUCCCAGGUCAAAGCUUCAGCAGCAAUGCGUUAAAUAUCUCGGUCCUAGAGAAAGACAGUCUUAUGAAGUGGUGAUAGAAAAUGGGAAGUUUGUUCACAAGAAAAGUGGGAAACUUCUUGAUACAAGGGAAGGACCCAAAGGUACCAAGUGGAUCUUUGUCCUUAGCACAUCCAAAACCCUAUAUGUUGGUCAGAAGAAAAAGGGCACAUUUCAGCACUCAAGUUUUCUUGCUGGUGGAGCAACAUUAUCUGCUGGACGACUGGUUGUGGAAGAUGGUAUUCUGCAGGUAUGAAAUGAAGAAUUUCAUUGUUCACGAAAGCUGAAUGAAUAGAUUUUUCUUUU